Messenger RNA from Drosophila yakuba, 5620 nucleotides. RefSeq names its product muscarinic acetylcholine receptor DM1 (gene mAChR-A). The record is from RefSeq and is a predicted model, not a curated record. The transcript is spliced from 5 exons. Gene Ontology annotation, biological process: chemical synaptic transmission; G protein-coupled receptor signaling pathway, coupled to cyclic nucleotide second messenger; adenylate cyclase-inhibiting G protein-coupled acetylcholine receptor signaling pathway. Gene Ontology annotation, molecular function: G protein-coupled acetylcholine receptor activity; G protein-coupled serotonin receptor activity. The coding region runs from base 861 to 3287 and encodes 808 amino acids. Lineage: Eukaryota; Metazoa; Arthropoda; Insecta; Diptera; Drosophilidae. Gene Ontology annotation, cellular component: dendrite; synapse; plasma membrane.
GCUUCAGUCCCGGAUGAGAUUUGGCAACGUGCGCUACAGCCUCUCUAGCGCGAAACGGUGAAAAGUAGUAGCAACAAUAACCGAGUGGAAAACAAACGCGUGCAAGAGCUGUCAGCGGUGUCGGGGGAAUUUUUACAACGAGCAAUAAUUAAAUACUUAAGUUAAAGCAAGUCAUUAGAGUUGUGCUGUGCCCGCAUAGCGAGUGAAACAAACCCAGUUGCAAUGUUAAAUGUGCUAACUUUAAGCACGCAAAGUCGCCGACGUCGGCGUCGCAGUUCGCAUUGUGUAUAAUAAAAUUGGCGAAAGGCGAAAUGAAUUGAGCAGGAUCCAAAGAGCAGGAGGCGGAGGCGCUGGGGGCGGGGCAGCCAGGAGCGGCAGGAUACGAUACUAGAAAGCAGAAGCGAAGAUGUGCGCGCACAAUACAAAAAAUUACAAAGCAUACUUUUGGGAGCGGCAAAUGGCCAAAAUCAACAGAAGCAGCAAAAGCAACACCAACACCAACGCCACGGCAGCGACGCCAGCAGAGGCAGCAUCUCUAAGCCAAAAAACAAAAACAAAGCCAGUAACAACAGCAGCAGCAACAACAGCGAUGUCACCGUUACAACGGAACCAUCCCAAAUAAGCAAUAGGUUAGAACAAGAGGGCACGCGAGCGCCACGAGAGAGCUCCAACAGCAAGAGAGGGAGCGAGAACGGUCUGCGAAAAUGGCCAACGCCUUGCGUGGGUGCAGUAAAAAGGAUAAGCAGCGGAUGAGGCUCAACUAAGGACAAGCCAAACACAGAGAGAGAGAGAGAGAAAGCGCGCGACAGCGAGCAUCGUAAUCCUUACAGCUGCAAAGUACAUAAAAUCACGUAUACGCCAUGGAGCCGGUCAUGAGUCUGGCAUUGGCCGCCCAUGGCCCGCCCAGCAUACUAGAGCCGCUGUUUAAGACCGUAACCACGAGCACAACGACCACCACGACCACGACGACCAGCACGACGACGACGACGGCGAGUCCUGCAGGCUACUCGCCAGGAUACCCGGGCACCACCCUCCUGACCGCCUUGUUCGAGAACCUGACGUCCACGGCGGCCAGCGGGCUGUACGAUCCCUAUGCGGGAAUGUACGGGAACCAGACAAACGGCACCAUGGGCUUCGAGACGAAGGGACCGCGGUACUCACUGGCCUCCAUGGUGGUCAUGGGCUUCGUGGCGGCGAUUUUGAGCACGGUGACGGUGGCGGGCAAUGUCAUGGUGAUGAUAUCCUUCAAGAUCGACAAGCAGCUGCAGACGAUCAGCAACUACUUCCUGUUCUCGCUGGCCAUCGCGGACUUUGCCAUCGGCGCAAUAUCAAUGCCGCUCUUUGCGGUGACCACAAUCCUGGGCUACUGGCCCCUGGGUCCCAUCGUCUGCGACACCUGGCUGGCCCUGGACUACCUGGCGUCGAAUGCGUCGGUGCUGAACCUGCUGAUCAUCAGUUUCGAUCGCUACUUCAGUGUCACUCGGCCGCUGACGUACCGCGCCAAAAGGACCACCAAUCGGGCGGCGGUGAUGAUUGGCGCCGCCUGGGGCAUCAGCCUGCUCCUCUGGCCGCCCUGGAUCUACAGCUGGCCCUACAUCGAGGGCAAGCGGACGGUGCCCAAGGACGAGUGCUACAUCCAGUUCAUCGAGACCAACCAGUACAUCACCUUCGGCACUGCACUGGCCGCCUUCUACUUCCCGGUCACCAUCAUGUGCUUCCUCUACUGGCGCAUCUGGCGCGAGACGAAAAAGCGGCAGAAGGACCUGCCCAACCUGCAGGCUGGCAAGAAGGACUCCAGCAAGAGAUCGAACAGCAGUGAUGAGAACACGGUGGUGAAUCACGCCUCCGGCGGCCUGCUGGCCUUCGCCCAGGUGGGCGGCAACGACCACGACACCUGGCGACGUCCGCGCUCCGAGAGUUCGGCGGACGCGGAGAGUGUCUACAUGACCAACAUGGUCAUCGACUCCGGCUACCACGGGAUGCACUCGCGCAAGUCAAGCAUCAAAAGCACGAAUACAAUCAAAAAAUCGUACACCUGCUUCGGCAGCAUCAAGGAGUGGUGCAUUGCGUGGUGGCACUCCGGUCGCGAGGACUCCGACGACUUCGCCUACGAGCAGGAGGAGCCUUCUGAUUUAGGGUAUGCAACACCAGUAACAAUUGAAACUCCUUUACAAAGCUCCGUCUCCAGAUGCACCUCGAUGAACGUGAUGCGGGACAACUACUCGAUGGGCGGCAGCGUGAGCGGCGUGCGGCCGCCCAGCAUUCUGCUGUCGGAUGUCUCGCCCACGCCGCUGCCACGCCCACCGCUCGCCUCCAUUUCGCAGCUGCAGGAAAUGAGUGCGGUUGCGUCGAGCACAACGGCGAAUGUGAAUCCCAGUGGCAAUGGCAAUGGGGCCAUCAACAACAACAACAACACCAGCCACAACGGGAAUGGCGCAGUGAACGGCAAUGGGGCCGGAAACGGAAGUGGAAUCGGACUGGGAACAGCCGGAAAUGCGACGCAUCGCGACUCGCGCACCCUGCCCGUUAUCAAUCGCAUUAACUCACGGUCGGUGAGCCAGGACUCCGUGUACACGAUACUCAUCCGCCUGCCAUCCGACGGAGCAUCCAGCCAUGCGGCCAACGGAGGCGGAGGCGGAGGAGGUGCCACUGUUGCCGGGGCAGCUGCCUCCACAGCCUUGAGCCUGCAAGGCGACUGUGCGCCCUCCAUCAAGAUGAUACACGAGGACGGGCCCACGACGACGGCGGCGGCACCUCCUUUGGCAAGCGCCACCGCCACCCGACGACCUUUGCCCUCGCGAGACUCUGAGUUCAGCCUGCCACUCGGACGGAGGAUGUCCCAUGCUCAGCACGAUGCCAGGCUACUCAACGCCAAGGUCAUACCCAAGCAGCUGGGCAAGGCGGGGGGCGGGGCAGCGGGCGGGGGAGUGGGCGGGGCACACGCGCUCAUGAACGCCCGCAAUGCGGCCAAGAAGAAGAAGAAAUCGCAGGAGAAGCGGCAGGAGUCGAAGGCGGCCAAGACGCUGUCGGCCAUCCUGCUGAGCUUCAUCAUCACGUGGACACCGUACAACAUCCUGGUGCUGAUCAAGCCGCUGACCACCUGCUCCGACUGCAUACCCACGGAGCUGUGGGACUUCUUCUACGCCCUGUGCUACAUCAACUCGACGAUCAACCCCAUGUGCUACGCCCUGUGCAACGCCACCUUCCGGCGGACCUACGUCCGCAUCCUCACCUGCAAGUGGCACACCCGGAACCGCGAGGGCAUGGUGCGCGGCGUCUACAACUAGAUAAUUAAUACUUAAUCAUCCAUCAUCUGGCCCGUUAACUACUAGUAGUUGCAAUAAGUGUUGUGUGCUAGAACUUUUGGGAGGCAGUAAAACCAAAACUAGGCUUAGGAUCACCCAUUGACAAGCAGUACUGAUUUUUUGAUGUCUAGCCCCCGACUAUAUACACGCAUCACCAUUCCGGGAGGGUUGCCAUAAAUAACAAUUGCCAGAACUGAGGUUUCGCGCGGUGUCAAAAUAAGUUUUAAGUUUGCAAUAAAGUUCUUUAUAGUUCUAAAGAUCUGGUUAGGCAGGAACUUCCACCCACUUACCUCUUCCAAGCCAAGUUAGUUGCAACCCAUGAGGUUCGACCAACUGCUUCCAAGCAAGCCAAAGAUCUCACUAAGGUAUCUUUAGACUAGUUCCCGAGGCAACCCUCCGCAGCACCUGAUCACAGCAGAGUUAUCACGAUGAUCACGUGAUCCUCCCAGGAGGAGGAGAUUCCAUUUUGUUAGGCGUUUACGUAAUGUUAGGUAGGCACAUGCUCGAUGCAAGAAGAAUUUAAUACAAAUAUAAUGGAUUACGAUUGCAAUUCAUACAUACACGUACACAUAUAUAAGAUAUACAGUAUAUUUAUUAUUAUACACAUGGCAAAUGAGUUAGCUUAAGUUGUUGGCGAAAGUUGUGGGCAGAAAGAGGCAGAAACCAAAAAAGCUUUAAUACAAGUUCAAAGUAGGAGGAUUAAGUUCCGCGGGCAACGAAUGCGAAUGCGAAUGCAUCUUGCAUCUUGCAUUUUGGCCAACCAAUGGAAUCGUUUUGUUCUCCUUACGAUUUUCGUUGUGUAGGCUGGUGGCGGGGGGAGGGGACAUGAUAUGGGGGGAUAUUGGGGGAUAUGACGUGUAUUAAUUGUAGGGGGAAUAUUGUGAUUGUACUGCUCGUUUUCAAUAGUUAAAGUUUGUUUUUUUGUAACAUACAUGUGUGUAGAAACCAAACCAAAGCCGAACAAGCGUCAACCGUGCAAAUCAAUUUGUAGACACAUACCUGCUAAUAUAUCGAAAUAUGUAUGUAUAAAAUAACGAUUAUUUGUAUGUAUUAAGAACGCAACCCACCAUGGUUCGACAACUAAGAACAAACCUUUUGUAACUGAUGUGGAAAAUGUCCCCGAAAAACCGGGACGAUCUUAACCCGAGAGUAACAACAGUAACGCAAGCAAUAUGUUUGGGGCACGUGUGUCGGAGAGAUGGCCCAGUUGAGGAGGAUCAGGACACAGACACGGACGUGGGGCGGGGAUCAGGGAUCUGGGAUCAGGGAUCUGGGAUCAGGGAUCUGGGAUCAGGGAUCUACGAUCUUUGAUCAGGAUCGCGAGGACCCGGACACGAGACGAAUAGUAUUAGUAACCCUAUCAACAGGUUGUGCUGAAAGUGGCCAAUCCGUCGACUGGCGGACCAUCUCUUUGGGCAGCAUCCCGAACUCAUAGCAAAAACUCAUAGCUAUUAGCCAAUUGCUUCUUCGAAGUGCACCAAUUUCAGUAACUAACUAAUAGUGAACCGCAAGCAUAUUCAUAUUCAAGGCAUAUGAGAGAGUAAACAAAAACAUAACGUAACAUACAGUGUAAGCAAACGACAUCCAGGUACUACGAUAUAUUCGAUGCGAUCGGGGGAGCGAACAUUUUUAAUGAGUGUGUAGGUAACUAAUUGAAAUAUUAACAAAUUGUUGGCCCCAGUUAAUCGAGAAUCGAGAAUCGAAGGGACGCGGGGCCUGGUGCAAAUCAAGCCGAAAUCAAAGCGACAUUUGUAGUGUCUGUGACACACAGUACGCAAGUACGCAUAUUUAUACCUAACGAUACGAUAUAUACAAGUACAUAUAUAUGAAUACGACGUUUAAUAUGAAUAUGAACUAACGAUACCGAGCAACCAGAGUAAAAAACAAGUGUAAACAACCAAGCAAGCAACCAACCAAGCAACCAACCAACCAACUAACCCAAAAGACAUGAUUUACAACCACGCACACACAUCCUAAUGAAGCAUAUAGUACUGCAAUCAAUAUCUAAACGACCCAAGCCAACGCGAGUCGAGUAAACCGAAAUCUGAAAUCUGAACAGAGAAAUAAGAAAUCCGAAAUACCUACAUUUAGCCUUUAGACGUACAUAUUUAACACUCGAUUACAAAUAGAUCACGUUUUUGACUACCAAGAGAAAAGGUUUGACAUAUAGGAUUACAACCAAGAACAGAUGGACAGCAUUUUGACGACGAGAGCAGAUUUAAUUGCAUACAAUCUAAUUGUUUGGAAAUAUACUACGAUAUAUAGUAAUACAUAUAUAAUUUAAAGCUAACAAUAAAAAUGUGAAUGAAAAAGAA